UCCUAAUAACUCCGACAACGUCACCAUCAUUCCUGCCAGCCGCCGCCGCCGUCCCUACCCAGCUGAAAAAAGCUUGUUUCAGAUAUGACAUUGAAAAAAGAGUUUGCCUAAUUGACUACUUCUUCCAAAUCUCUCCCCCAUUUUCUACGCUCUCAUACUUUCUUCACUUCAUUUUCCCCAUAUCUCACGCCCUUCUCUUUUUCCAAUGUUCUCCACCUUCAUUUUCCAUCUUCUAGUUGUUUGUGCUUGAUUUAGAAGAUCAUUGUGCUGCCUCUAUUGACAACUUUGACGAUCAGUAGACAACAUCCUUAAUCUUUCUGAUGAAAUCUCGUAGUUGGAUGUAUAAUAGGACAAACGACGGCCGAGGGGGGAUGAGGCAAGAAUUUGUAGACGGUGUUGAUGCUUUUGUUUACUAUGCAAUGACACUUGAAACUUUUCAAAUUCAUGGCUUGGUUAGGUGCCCUAGUGUGAAAUGUCAAUGUAUGAAUUACAAGAAACCAGAGAUUGUUAGGCUUCAUCUCUAUAAAGACGGCUUUGAAAAAGAUUAUACAGUGCAGACUAAUCGUGGAGAAAUGAAUAGUAGUUUUGGUAGAUUUCAAAACUUUGUUGUUGGUGAAAGUAGUAGGUCGGUGGAACCUAAUGUCCAAAAUUCUAGAAUGCACGACAUGGUUCAAGAUGCUUAUGGGAUGCAUUCCGAUUUUGAAUCUGGUAACCAUGAUGAAGAAGCUCCAAAUGAAGAAGCUAGUCGUUUUUUUUGAACAAUUGAAAAAUGCUAGUCGGCCUUUAUAUGAAGGGAGUCCCCACUCUUAAUUUUCUAUUGUUGUUAGAUUAUUAAGCAUCAAAGCAGAUUGGAAUGUUCCUCAAGGUGUAAUGGAUGUUGUGAUUGGCCUUAUACAUGAAUUAGUUGACCCGAAAUUAGAGAUACCUGAAAACUACUAUAAGGCAAAAAGAUUAGUGUCUAAGUUAGGACUCUCGUCGAUGAGAACUGAUUGUUGUGAAAAUGGAUGCAUGUUAUACUAUAAGGAUGACAAAGGUCUAGAAUCUUGUAAGUUUUGUGGAAGAGCUCGUUUUAAGCGGACUCAUAGCGGGAAGAGGGUUGUCGUUAAGGUGAUGCAUUACUUACCUCUUAUACCAAGGUUAAAGAGGUUGUACGCAUCAAAUAGCUCCGCUCCUCAUAUGAGAUGGCACAGUGAAAAUAGAAGGACGCCUGGUGUUAUGUGUCAUCCAUCAGACGGAGAGGCUUGGAAACAUAUUGACGCAACAUAUCCAAACUUUGCGGCUGAACCAUGGAACAUUAGGUUGGGUUUAUGUUCCGAUGGAUUCGCUCCACAUUCUGUUUCUGCUACACCAUAUUCUUGCUGGCCUGUUUUCUUAACACCAUAUAAUCUUCACCUGAGUUGUGUAUGACUAGUCCAUAUAUAUUCCUUAAUUGCAUCAUUCCUGGCCCACGUAAUCCAAAAGUUUUGAUUGAUGUAUACUUGCAACAUUUGAUUGAUGAGUUGAAAAUGUUGUGGGUUGAAGGGGUUGAGACGUUUGACGUUUCUCUUAAGCAGAAUUUUAAUUUGCGGGCCACUUUAAGAUGGACUAUUAAUGAUUUUCCUGCCUACGGAAUGUUGUCUGGGUGGAUGACUGCUGGAAAGUUAGCCUGUCCUUACUGCAUGGAGAAUACUAAAUCAUUCACUUUAAAGCAUGGAAAAAAAAAUUCAUGGUUUGAUUGUCACCGUCAAUUCUUGCCAAUGGAUCAUGAGUGUAGGAGUAUGAAAAAUGCAUUUAGGAAGAACAAAAUUGAACGAAACUAUCCACCUCCAAGACUUCCAGGAGAGGAAAUUUGGGAGAGGGUUGAGAACUUUUCAAAAGUUAAUGAAGAACCACCGUACAAGUUCGAUGGGUAUGGGCUUGCACAUAAAUGGACCAAACAGAGCAUAUUUUGGGAGUUACCAUAUUGGAAGGAUAAUCUUCUCUGGCAUAAUCUUGAUGUCAUGCACAUUGAAAAAAAUUAGUUUGAUAAUUUAUUCAACACAGUAAUGGAUGUCAAGGGCAAGCAAAAGAUAAUCCAAAGGCUAGAUUGGACUUACAGGAAUAUUGUAUGCGUAAAGAGUUAUGGUUGCAGGACAAACGGAACGGGGUCUUCAAGCCUAAGGCUAGUUAUUCAUUCACAAUGGAUCAUAAACGAAAGAUUUGUCAAUGGGUUAAGAACUUGAAGAUGCCUGAUGGGUAUGCAUUAAAUUUGGAAAAACGUGUUGAUAUGGCGCAAGGAAAGUUACAUGGGACGAAAAUCCAUGAUUGUCAUGUUUUCGUGGAAACUUUACUCCCCAUUGCAUUUAGUAGCUUGCCCACCCGAAUCUGGAAGCCUAUGACUGAAAUUAGUUUGUUCUUCAAAGACUUGUGUUCCAGCACAUUGAGGGUAGACACCCUGGAUUGGAUGCAUCAGAAUAUUCCUGUAAUAACAAGUAAGUGGGAGAAAAUUCUUCCACCGGGAUUCUUCGAUGUGAUGGAACAUCUUUCAAUUCACCUUGCGGAGGAAGCUCGGCUCGGUGGCCCAGUUCAUUGUCGUUGGAUGUAUCCUUUCGAGAGAACUAUUGGCAAGUCUAAACGGGGUAUCAAGCAGAAACAUAGAGUUGAAGGAUCAAUUUGCGAAGCCUAUCUUGCUAAGGAAACAACUCAUUUCUGUUCUUACUACUUUGGGGAUGAUGUGGCAUGCUUGCGAAACAGACCCAAUCGGCACUAUGAAGGAGGUGAGAAUGAUGCUUUAGCAAAGCCGAUAUCAAUCUUCAAUCGACCGGGUUCAGGUUCAAAAAAACGUACAAGAGAAUUUAAUGAUAUGGAGUCUAAAUCUGCAUCGAUACAUAUCUUGUUGAAUUUCCCGGAAGUUCAACGAUAUUAUGAUUACUUUGUGCAUUUAAAUGGCGUUGAAAAAGUGUACGACCAGUUUGGGAAGUGGUUUAACGAUUAUGUUUACAGUACAGAAUAUGAUUACCAUGACCAACAUUUAAAGGACAUAUCUUGGGGACCCGGUAUGGUCUAUUUUAUGGACAAAUAUGUGGUAAAUGGUUUCAAAUUUACUACCGAAGAACGAUCUAAGCAUAUGAAAACUAACAACAGCGGGGUUUGGGUUAAAGGAGGGGAUGGAAACCAAGCCGGGGUCGAUUAUUAUGGUGUAAUUAAGGAGAUCCUAGAACUGGAAUAUUCUGGUGGUGGCAAAAAAAGAAUUGUACUUUUUCGGUGCAAGUGGUUUGAUCCAACCCUAAAUAGAGGUACAAGGGUACUUGAGCAGUAUAACAUCAUAGAAGUAAACCACACGAGGGAGUAUGCGGUUUAUGAUCCUUUCAUUAUUGCACAAAAUGUUAGACAAGUGUACUAUGCUCCUUAUCCCUUGCGUCCAGAUAAGUCUGCUUGGUGGGUGGUAAUUAAAGUCAAGCCUGUGGGUCGAGUGGAAGUGGAGAAUGUGUUGCCUGUUGCGUUCCAGGAUGACGACAUAUCAGUUGUUCACCAAACAGUUGACAAUGAGUUAGAAGAUGAUUUAGAGCAUGCAGAACACAUAUUGGAAGAAAUAAAUGCAGAGGUGAAUGAAUGUAAUAAUGAAAACGAAACAACUGAUGAGAAAGAAUGGUCAGAAGAGGGAGAUGGGGAUGGGGAUGAGGAUUAAUAGCAAUUAAUACCUCAACGAAGACAUUUUUUGAGCCAUUUCAACAUUUUAGAGAUCUGAGAGGGGUAAUGCACUUGGCAAUCUUGAUGGUGUAGUGGUGGUUUGUUAAAUUCCUGACUGCCUGCAGUUGUUUUUUCCCCAGUAAAAUCAUCCUUUACAUUGUUCUGGAUAUUUUCACAUAUCUCAACAACUUUAGAUGGAGAUACAAAGUUGUUCUCCUCAUUAGCAAGACCUGCAGGUAUCUCAUUUUGUUGUUGCAAAUUUCCUGAAGUUACUAUCCUAAUAGAAAAAACACAGGGAAGAUGCAUAAAAACCAUUUCACAGGAACAUUAUUUUCUUUGACAAGUACCCACAAAAACAAAAACUUGAUCUUUUUUGGUCAGGCAAAACUAUACAAAUUGCUCAGUGGUCUGAUUUCUUUGCUUAAGCUAUGGAAGAUUGCAUAGCAUCUAGAUGAUAAACUUCCAACUAUAAUGUAUGAUGUUUCCGUAACUUGGUUCAUCUGUUCAUGUUUGUUUUUGGUGCCUUAAUGUAACUUCACUAAAAAUUACUUUCUACAGAUUAGUCACAAGGUUGGCAAUUUUCAUGUGACUGACCCCAUACUUGUCAUUGUGGGAAGAAUAAGGUCAAAAAAAGAAGAAGAACAAUAAGGUCAAAAAUUAGAUCAAUGAUCUGUAAUCAUCUUUUUCCAUUUGGGAUAGAGAAGCAUAAACCUAUACCUAGUUCUAUGAUUCUGUAACAUUUGCUAUUGUUGUUAUUGUUGUUGUUUUUUCUCAUUUUGUUGUUGCAAGUUUUCUCUACACCAGAUACAGUUGAGACACCAGUAAAUGCAACCAACUGUUUUUGUACAUUAACACCAGCAGUACUAUUUUUUGCAGUAGACAAAUUAGCUAAAUUACCAUUCAACUGCUUCCUAAUACUUCCCUCCAUCACUGGAACAAAAGGCACAACUGCAGCAUCAACACCUACUGCAUUAUUUAUAGGUGUUGCUAUUUCUAAAGCAGUUGAAUCUCCUGAUGCUGCAACUAAUUGAUGCUAAUCCUCAGCUAUAUUAGUUUGCUGCAGAUCCACAACAGAGGUUGGGACUUGAGUUUCCUCAUUUGUUUCUACUUAUUUGCUGGUUGGCCCCUCUCUCUUUUGUUCUCUGUUUGACUUACUGACAUAAUAUUCCUGGGCUGCGCAAAUUAAGACAGAAUUUGUUACCAAAUUAAGACAAAAUCUGUUACCAAAUUAAGUCUGGAGGAGCUGUCUUAUACAAAGAAUGUGUUUGGGCAUGUAUUGCCAUUCUCAUCCAACAUGUUCACCAACUAGGAAACACGCUCGAUCAGUUCCUAAAUUAGUUGGUGUUGAAGUGUGUGACCAACUCAUUUAAAAGUUUAAAUGGUUAGAUAGAUUACACUUUUAUUUUUAGUGUCUAAUUAUACCUUGACAUGCAUGCCUCUGAUCGAUUUCAUAAAGUUAAGUGCCUACUCUCGUGACCAAUAUCAUGUUAGAGAGCACAAUUUGUACUUCAACAUAUCUCGACAGGCAAGACUUGAGACAUGUCAUCAUUAAGUACCAGAGUUAGUGGGUGACACCGCUAGACUAUAAUUGUUUUUUGUUUUGAUGAAGGACACCGCUAGACUAUCAUUAAUCUUUGUUGAAAGCUUAGUGCCUAGUUAGAGGGUAAUAAUGUUAUUGAUUCUAUGAUCAGUCACGAUCAGGAAAGUUGCCAAAUUUGAGCUAGGAAUUAAGCCAGCUGGUGGGGUCUAAUUAUCUUACCUAAACACGAAUUGACCUGAAUGGAUAAUGUGAACUAACUAAAUAAUCAACAGGGGUGUGGGUGUGGGAGAGCUAGUCUUUUAAGCAACAUUUAGUAGUACUACGCUAUAAUUCAGUGACAAGAAAGUUGAAACCGUAGUGGUGUACUUGUAAGAACGAAAUCAUAUUAUUUUUUCAACUCAAAGACCUAUUCCACCUUAUAACGGUCCCUUUUCUCGAAUACACAAAAACAUCCAUCUGGUGAAGAUUGGACCUGCCUAUCAUUGUGUGAGAGCUAGCUGUUCAUAAAUCCUUAUUAUAAACUCUUUUCACAGAAAAUCCAUCUUCUGCAAGCAUAUGUCUGGAGUAGUAUGUUGUAGAAAGAUUAGUUUCAAAGCGAUUGCAGGAAAACAUGCACUGGAAGAAGAAUAGGCUGCGAGCAGAUGAGUCGAUGAGGAUGCCAAUUCCUAGAGUUACACUAGCUUCUAUUGAAUCCUUGUCCAUACCACUUGUAAGUAGUUUCUAUAUUCUCCUUUCACCCAUACAUGUAUGUCCAACCAUAACAUUUUGUGUCAAUGUUAUUGCAAUUAUCACUACUAAAAAAAUAGGAUUUUCCUGAUGCUGCAACUAAUUGAUGCUGAUCCUCAGCUAUAUUAGUUUGCUGCAGAUCCACAACAGAGGUUGAAACAGAUGCAGUUGGAGCAACAUUCAGAGAAACAGUUUUUUCCACAUUUGAAUCAACCACCUGUUUAUUGACUUCCUCCUCUAUCACCUCCUCUUCAUCAUUAUUAGGCUGUCCUGAAGUAGAAGCAUUUUUCCAUUCUCCACAUUAAUUCCACCAUUACUUUUAAUCUGCUUCUUCCCCUUAUUAGUUUGCCAUUUGUGUAAAUCCUUAACAUUGCCAUUAACUUUACCACUAUCCAGUACCUUAAUGACAUGGUUCCUGAAUCUAUAAUUUGCAUACUUAUAAUUGGACUGCCUUCCAUUAUAUCUGCCUUUGACAGGCUCCUGCAUAUUAUUUGAAUCAUCAACUUGCUUGCCCGUAUCUUCAGUUGCAUUAUGUUUGCCCUUCACUGGUUCCUGCAUAUUUUUUGAAUCUGCCACUUGCUUGCAUUUAUCUUCAGAACUUGGGACUUGAGUUUCCUCAUUUUUAUUGACUUCCUCAUCAGUUUCUUGUUCAGGAAACAGUUUUGGUGCUAAAUUUGGUGCUAGAUUUGUAUUUAGCAGUAGAUAUUUUUUUUUGGGUACUAAUUUACUCUUAAAACUGAUUUCUCCUGGUUUGCUUUUGUGUAAUACUUAAAGUAAGAGCCCAAAGUAGUUUCAUUGUGUGCUUAUUGUUUAAUUGAGGGAACUUAUGCGACUGUACAAUAGUAUAAACUGUAACCUGUUGCUUUAACAUGAAUCUAGAUUUCCUUGUUUCUUUAAAAAUGUAACCUGUUGCUGCUUCUUAGUAUUUGCAUUAGGAUCAUGUUGCACAAUCUGGUUCUGCUUUUUUGAAGUAUAAAUUGCAAGUUGACAGAAAUAGCAUGUGAAACCUGUUGCUGAUUUUUAAAAACACUCUGCACCUCUUGAGUUUGCUUCUUUGUAUUUGAAUUAGAUUCAGGCUGAACAUUCUGUUGUUUGCUCAGCAUGAACAUUCAGAGAUUUCUCAAUAAUUUUUUCCACACCAGUUGUCCAGAAUCCACAAUCUCUGCAAACUUAUUAUUAGUAUGUAGACUCUUAGGAUCUGCAACAACCAGUUCCUUCACAAUAUUAGUGCAUCAAUAUUCCUUAAACCAUCUGAUCUGAAAGGAGGUAUUCCAUUCUCUCUUUCCUUAGUUUUAUUUCAUUUCUCUCAAUUUUCACUAUCACUUUUUCUUCUGCCAUUUUUUUUUUGGAUUUAUAUGUUAGAGUAGAUGCAACAUUUUAAAAUAUCAAAUUGCAGUUAAUGUUUAGAUGCUUUGCAUAGUCAUGCAUUGAUGAAGUUAGCAACAGCUAUAAAAAAAAAAGGAACAAAAAAGUAGCACAUGGAAAAUCAUAAUCGAGAAAAUUGCAUAGCUUAUAUCCUAAUAUGAUCGCUAGAAAAUGUCAUAAACGUAAAAUGCUUGAUUUGUAGUAGAGAUACAAUAAUAAAGUAUUAGAGUAACAAACAUGUAUUACUACUACUAUGUAUUUCUUUUCUAUUAAUUUAUAUUUGCGAUACUUACAUAUAUUAUUGUAUGGAUGUCAGGUGAAAAGAAGGGUAAGAAAACAAAGAAGGCUAAGGAGACGGGGGUUCCCAGAGACCACCACAAAACCUUGUGAUUAGAGAUAGAAGCCCGUCGCCACGUCUCCCACCACGCGGUGCUCCAUUGCCUCAUGAUCCCCUCAUGAACGGUAUUGCAUAUAGUCUUCCACCUCCAUAUAGCUUUGGUCGGCCCUAUAUGGCUCCACGCCAGGGCUUUACUGAGGCGCCUCCCCGAGCCCCUCGAUGAUGUCCACCCCAGGUUAUCCUACCCCACAGGGCUUCACUAGGUAUACUUCCGUAUCUCAGCGGGCUACGUCUAGUGGUACUCUGACGGCCACUCCUAGCCCGAUUGCAUCACAUCAUUCUCCAUCAUCUACUGAACAGUACGAGAUUACGGGUCCUGACCUUCGAGAAAGUAGUUCUGCGCCUCACACUCCUACCGCAAAUGACUUACCUGGAGGUGUACGUGCUCCACAACUGGAAUCUUAUGACUCAUCAGGGCGACUCAUCAUCGAGCCUGCGGGAUACGGUUGGUUACUAGACAAAACUUCAAGACUCCUUACAGAUGAGAUAGAAAAACUAUUUAAAGACUCACCUACUUGGGGCCAGAUGUCACCAAAUCGCCAGAGACAGAUCUAUUAUGCAUUUAAGGAAAAAUGUUUCUGGCGCCCGGAACAUGAGAAGCAGCUAACUCAAAACUUCAAGAAGAAAGCUCAGCGCUUACUAUGUGACAUGUUAGGAAGGGUUCGUGAAUCUAACAAGAAGCCUACAUGGAUCCUUCCUGAAAAAUAUGCCAAGCUACUGCAUUACUAGGCAACUAAUGAAAGAUUCUUACAAUUGAGUGACAUAGGGAAGAAGGCUAAAAAUUCGACGAAGGGUGGCUCCCUACACACUAGUGGGGCUAUGAGCCAAGAGGCCGUGAGGAGGA
Lycium barbarum (goji berry) is the source of this 8520-nucleotide messenger RNA. RefSeq lists its product as uncharacterized. The coding region runs from base 2087 to 3646 and encodes 519 amino acids. NCBI's taxonomy places the organism in Eukaryota, Viridiplantae, Streptophyta, Magnoliopsida, Solanales, Solanaceae. The record is from RefSeq and is a predicted model, not a curated record. The transcript has 10 exons.